Spirodela intermedia is the source of this 288-nucleotide messenger RNA. Lineage: Eukaryota; Viridiplantae; Streptophyta; Magnoliopsida; Alismatales; Araceae. The record is from the annotation of a GenBank genome assembly.
AUGGCUCAAGUGAGCUGGAUCUGGCUGGCCGCCGCCGGCAUUGGGUGGCGCUCUUGCCGGAGGCAGGAGGAGGAUGAACGGGCCACGGUAGCGCCGCCAGCGGCGACGGCGGCGGAGGGGUUCAGGAUGCCGCUGCACUAUCCGAGGUACAAGAGGGAGGACUACGAGAAGAUGGAGGAGUGGAGGAUCGACGUCCUCCUCGGGGAGUACGGCCUCGCCUCCGAUGGUUCCAUCGACGACAAGCGCGCCUUCGCCAUGGGGACCUUCCUCUGGCCUGAUCAGCUCUAG